UUUUCACUUUCAGUUUGUCGAGAACUGUUUGUCUGAACGCCACAAGGAGAAUCGGAGCGGAGCAAGUUAGCGGGUCGUAGUUCGGGCCAAGUUCUUCUGGCCAUCGUGCGUGCAGGAAAAAAAUUUGAAAAAGUUUAAAUUUCUAACCGAAAGCAGAGAAAGUCUACACGAAAUAGUGCGGAGAAAAAUGUGCGGCUAACAGAACGGAGAAGAAGGAGGCGGAGGAGAGGCGAGCCGUGGCGAGGAGACGUGCGGAGGAGGCAAGUGUAAGAGGCGACAAGUGUAAAAUUGCUGCACAUCAACCCAACUGGCGGGCAGAGGAAUCUUUUCAUAUCCACGGAGUAAAGCAAAAGCAGCAACAGCAAAAGCAAAAGCAAAAAUGACAGCAAUAAGUUUAAGCAAUAAAACACUGCUAGCCGGACGUUGCAGAAAUGCAUUCGGAACACAAUAAGGAAAGGCAGCGGGCAAGAGCUUUAAAAUAGAGGAGCUCGACACAGAGGCUCCCCCUUCGGCCAGAAACCCCAAAAGUCCCUCCCUCCCCCAACAACUGCCAAAUAAUAUAUAGGAAGCCAGCCAGCGGCAACGGACGCAGCCAAGGAGCCGAGAAAGGAGCCACCACGAGAGUUGACCGGGACACUGAAACAUUCCACCCCAUAGCAUGGCCUCGGUCGCCGCUUGGCUGCCCUUCGCCCGGGCGGCGGCCAUCGGGUGGGUGCCGAUCGCCACCCACCCACUGCCACCGCCGCCGAUGCCCAAGGACCGCCGUAAAACGGACGACGAGAAGCUCCUGAUCAACGUGUCCGGCCGCCGCUUCGAGACGUGGCGGAAUACCCUGGAGAAAUAUCCAGACACUCUUUUAGGUUCCAACGAAAAAGAAUUCUUCUACGAUGAGGACUGCAAAGAGUACUUCUUCGACCGGGACCCGGACAUCUUCCGGCACAUCCUCAACUACUAUCGGACCGGCAAGCUGCACUAUCCGAAGCACGAAUGCCUCACCAGCUACGACGAGGAGUUGGCCUUCUUCGGCAUUAUGCCGGAUGUUAUCGGGGAUUGCUGUUACGAGGACUAUAGGGACCGAAAGCGGGAGAAUGCCGAGCGGCUGAUGGACGACAAGCUGUCGGAGAAUGGCGAUCAGAACCUGCAGCAAUUGACCAACAUUAGGCAGAAGAUGUGGCGGGCCUUUGAAAACCCACACACGUCCACGAGUGCCCUGGUGUUCUACUACGUUACGGGCUUCUUUAUCGCCGUCUCUGUGAUGGCCAACGUGGUGGAAACGGUGCCGUGUGGCCACCGUCCGGGCAGAGCGGGAACUCUGCCCUGCGGAGAGCGCUACAAGAUCGUGUUCUUCUGCCUGGACACCGCCUGCGUGAUGAUCUUCACGGCGGAGUAUCUGCUCCGCCUCUUCGCCGCCCCCGAUCGGUGCAAGUUCGUGCGCUCCGUGAUGAGCAUCAUCGAUGUGGUGGCCAUCAUGCCGUACUAUAUCGGACUGGGGAUCACCGAUAACGACGAUGUGAGCGGAGCCUUCGUCACACUGCGGGUGUUCCGCGUUUUCCGCAUCUUUAAGUUUUCGCGCCACUCGCAGGGACUGCGGAUCCUCGGCUACACGCUCAAGUCCUGCGCCAGCGAGUUGGGCUUCCUUGUCUUCUCGCUGGCCAUGGCCAUUAUCAUCUUCGCCACCGUCAUGUUCUACGCGGAGAAGAACGUCAAUGGCACCAACUUCACAUCGAUUCCGGCGGCCUUCUGGUACACCAUUGUCACCAUGACGACGCUGGGAUAUGGAGACAUGGUGCCGGAAACAAUAGCUGGCAAAAUUGUGGGCGGCGUGUGCUCGCUCAGCGGUGUGCUGGUCAUCGCCUUACCUGUACCUGUUAUCGUAUCGAACUUUAGUAGAAUCUAUCACCAGAACCAGCGAGCAGACAAGCGCAAGGCGCAACGGAAAGCUCGCCUGGCGCGCAUCCGCAUUGCCAAGGCCUCGUCCGGAGCCGCCUUUGUCAGCAAGAAGAAGGCCGCCGAGGCACGGUGGGCCGCCCAGGAGUCUGGCAUCGAGUUGGAUGACAAUUAUCGGGACGAGGACAUCUUCGAGCUGCAGCACCAUCACUUGCUGCGGUGUCUGGAGAAGACAACGGAUCGUGAAUUUGUCGAGUUAGAAAUUCCGUAUAACGGUCAGCCCAAGCGGCCGGGCUCUCCGUCGCCGAUGGCCAGUCCCGCCCACUCGACAAACAGUGCCGCCGGCCUGCUGCAGUCCUGCUGCGGCCGCUGCUGCUCCCAGCGCUACCAGGCCUGCGGCAAGUACAUGCCGGCUGCCAGCAAUGCUCAAAAUAGCCAAAACAAUCAGCCCAUGGAUGGCACCUACCUGGUGGAGGCCUCGUUCUGAGCCGGCAGCAGGUCCGCGCCCACAGCAUCCACAUCAGCAUCCGCAUCCUUGGCCAUGGAAGCGCACGCGUCCACAUCCCACACCAGAUCGAGAUGAUUUAUGUUUAAAUUUAGACUAACUUGAAAAGUUUUUAAACUAAAUUGAAUUCGUUUGUAGAAAUCGUCGUGUGUCUGUAGUCGCCAAAGAGAAAAGGGAAAGCCCGAAAACUAAAACCCCAGUACCAGUGUAAUCUAUAAAAUCUGAUUUUCGAGUUCAAGGGAGACGAUAUUUAAUUAAAGUUAAACAGUUGCAGACUCCGGUGCAAGCGUCUCUGGAUGUGUACGAUGUAUAAAAGCACAUUUAAAACGAAAGCAGUAACAAAUUUAAUGAAAUAUAAGUGCCGAACCCAGAUUCUGUGGCGGCCAAGUCGGAUUUGAUUAGCGAAGGCCCGUUAAUGAAAAAAAAAAAUAAAACAAAAAAGGAAAAGAUACAAGUAAUAAUAAUAAUAAUAUGCAACACUAUUUACUUUAUUUAGGGGACAAGAAAACAACAGCAAACAACCGAAACCGAAGCAUUUUAGAGGAAUUUACUGUGUAUGUUUUAACAAAGUGAACAUAAAGUAGCAUAGAAGGCAAACCGUUUGAAAAGUUCUACCCACAGAAAGAUCCUAGGGAUAUACCUACGAUACAUACCUAUAACCGAAGAAGGUCGAGGGAAACUCAAGCAAGUUGCAUUGGGUCCAAGAAACCAAGAGGCAUAGAGAACAAAAACCGAACACAAUAAUGAAAUUUUAACUGCAGGCGAUUUGGGUGGAGUCGGGCAAACGAAUAGGAUUCGAGAUGAAAAAAUUAUGAGAAAUAUUAUUAUGAAUUCGUGUAUUUUUUAAAUGGUCCGUAGUCUAGUAGGUAUGAACUUCAUCGACUUCCCCCUCUAUGGUUUCUCAUCGGCAGAGAUCUCUCAGCGUUUCGGCAUUUCCACAGUUGACUAAAUAGCAAAGAGGUUUCAGUUCGUCAUUCACCUCACCCUCGCCCCUCUGGAAUACUCACUCCCAACAUGAACUAAUCAAAAUCUAUCGAAUGAAACAAGAAUUACAACUUUCUUCCAAGAACUAAGUUAGCAAGGAAACUAUUUAAAUGUAUAUGUGUGUGUAGGAAAGGCUUUAAAGAAUUGGAGCAUUAACUAACUAAAUGAACUCUUAGCAAAUUCUAACAGAAACUUAAAGUAUAUUAAUUAAUUCUAAAUUUAAAACAUUUAAAAUUAGUUCAAGUAAACACUUAAAGAUCAACAUAAAUAUGGAGCUUGUAUGUAUGAUAAAUUUAUUAUUAUUACUCUAAUUAAUAUUAUGACGACGAUGAGUGCGAUGUUGACACUUGUUUCUAAUUCUCUAAGUUGCCUCUUAAUUUCAAAAAAAAAAAAAAAAAAAAAACAAAAAAUCAAACAAGCAAAUGAACAAAAUUCUCUAACUUUUGUUAAGCGAAACGAAGAAGUUGUGAGUAAACACAACCAAAAUGUUUAUGAUUAGAUCGAAAAUUUACAAAAACAACAUCAAGAAGACAAACAACAAUUUGGUAAAUAAUACCAACUCUCGUAGCGAUAUUCUAAAAGAAAACCAAUCUAUCAAGAAAAGGCGAUGGUCUAAACCAAUAUCCGAAGGAGGAAGGGACGACAUUUCUGUUUUGAUUUUUAGUGAUAUGUAAUUCGAAUUGAGUAACAGCAAAAACGAAUACUCUGCCACGGGUCUCUGAGAAUGAAAAAGCUAAAGAUUAUAAUGAAUAAAAUAAAGAAAUCUGUUUACUUCCACCAAAACCAAAA
Drosophila kikkawai is the source of this 4165-nucleotide messenger RNA. NCBI's taxonomy places the organism in Eukaryota, Metazoa, Arthropoda, Insecta, Diptera, Drosophilidae. The record is from RefSeq and is a predicted model, not a curated record.